AUGGCAAACAAAUCCAAGUCAGCACCUGCCUGCGAGUUAAUCAAUACCUACUAUCAAGUAUGCAACCACGUUACCAUAUCUCUUCACCAUGCUACUCGCAUUGUCCCGACACGAUCUACGAGUAAAUCCUCGGAACCUAGCUCUUACACCCCCUCAUCCAACCAGACUAUAACAACCUGUCCGCAAGCAAUUCACAACCUAUCACUUCCUCCACCACUGGAUCAACAGCAAAAGUCUGAAACGACACUGUGUCCCUCGGUCGUCGAACGUACAGUUAUAAAUUCAGGCUAUGGAUGCCCAGAGUGUGAACCAGAGUAUCAUCGAUCAACCGAUUAUGUCUCAACCCAAAAAGGCCAUCGGGAUAAGAUAGCAGUGAAUGAUGAGGAUAGGAGGAAGAAGAGGUUUAAAUGGUGUAUGCUUGCCAUCACGGAAUGGGAGGCCAGAAAGAAGGCGGCGGUUGGGGAAAGACCAUCGGAUGAGCAAAGUUGGAGCAUUUUAAAAGAACAGAAGGUGGUAAAUCAAAGUCUAUUCUAUCUGAUAAACCCAAGCUCCACCUGCUAG
Messenger RNA from Sclerotinia borealis F-4128, 561 nucleotides. The record is from the annotation of a GenBank genome assembly. NCBI's taxonomy places the organism in Eukaryota, Fungi, Ascomycota, Leotiomycetes, Helotiales, Sclerotiniaceae.